UCAGAAUCAACUCCUCCCUCCUGUGUGGUGGCUUUUCCGACCAAAAGAUCCUCAGACGUGAACAGUUUCGCUGAGGAGCACUUUACUCCCCCCUUCAGCCCUCCCCCAGCUGCCUGCCCCCUGAAAAAAAAAAAAAAAAAAACAUCCAGGCGGACAGCCGAGGCGUCACUUUCUGCAGAACGACCUGAGUGAACGGAGUUGAGGUGUUGGAUAAUCGGGUCUCCAGUCGUACUUCGUCCGGAUCUCCGUCAGCGAUGGAGACUCGGGCUGGCUCCCGCCCAGGCUCACGCGUCUCUCUGGGUCUCUGGCUGAUGUUCGCCGCUCAUGCUCUCCAAAACGCCAGGGCGGAGAUAAGUAGCGGAUCUUGCCCGUCGCCUGUUCAACUUCACCGGGGGGAGCAGCAGCUGCAGACAGGGGUGCGCUCCGACCCCGCCGAGGAGAUGGCUGAGGUCAGGGAACCCGGGGUAAUUGAUCAGGAAUCUGGGAUGCUUGGUACUUCUGGCCCUAAUUUAAGUUUUGAAGUUAAAACCGCCGGUUCUGAGUCUGGGCUGGCCGAGGAUGCUGCGCUCGGGAGAGCCAAGAGGAGCGCUCCAGACUUCAACGAGUUUAGCGACAGCGACUGGACCGGCCGGACCGCGCAGCUGGAUAGCCAGAAACCCGGCAGGUCGGAAUUCGGGUGGGCAAGGGAGGAUGGGAGAGGAAAUACCCGGCAGGAUGAGCCCAUGAGCAGCAGCACCUUCGCUCUCACGGGUGACUCUGCGCACAACCACGCCGUGGUCUACUGGACCGGACAGAACAGCAGUGUCAUCCUCAUUCUCACCAAACUGUACGACUUUCACAUCGGCAGCGUCACUGAGAGCACUCUUUGGAGAUCCACUGACUACGGAUCGACGUACGAGAGGAUGAACGACAAAAUCGGGUCCAAGGCUGUACUCAGUUACCUGUAUGUGUGCCCGUCCAAUAAGAGGAAGAUUAUGCUGCUGACUGAUCCGGAGUUUGAGAGCAGCGUGCUCAUUAGCACCGAUGAGGGAGCCAGUUACCAGAAGUACCGCCUCUCCUUCUUCGUCCUGAGCCUUUUAUUCCACCCCACAGAGGAGGACUGGGCCUUGGCCUACAGCCACGACCAGAAGUUGUACAGCUCAGUCGACUUCGGCAGGAAAUGGAUGCUCAUCCAUGAACACGUCACCCCGAACAGAUUCUACUGGUCUGUGUCCGGCCUGGACAAAGAACCAGACCUGGUCCACAUGGAGGCUCACACACCAGAUGGAAAUGUGCAGUAUGUCACAUGCAGAGCUCAGAUGUGCUCCGAAGCCAACAGGAAUUAUCCGUUCCCGGGAUACAUCGACAUCAGCUCCCUGGUGGUUCAGGAUGACUACAUUUUCAUACAGGUCCCCACAUCUGGACGAGCAACUUAUUACGUCUCCUACAAGAGAGAAGCCUUCAUCCAAAUCAAACUGCCCAAGUAUUCCCUGCCUAAGGAUUUGCACAUCGUCAGCACUGACGGGAAGCAGGUCUUUGCGGCGGUGCAGGAGUGGAACCAGAACGACACCUACAACCUCUACCUGUCUGAUACCAGAGGGAUCUACUUUACCCUGGCCAUGGAAAAUGUCAAGACAACCAAGGGCAUCGCUGGCAACCAGAUGUUGGACCUUUAUGAGGUGGCUGGAAUCAAAGGAAUGCUAAUCGCAAACAAGAAGCAGGACAACCAGGUGAAGACCUACAUCACCUACAACAAAGGCCGGGACUGGAGGCUCCUUCAGGCGCCUGCUGCCGACCUGGAGGGGAACGACAUCCACUGCAUUCUGCCUUUCUGUUCCCUUCAUCUCCAACUGCAAACGUCAGAGAACCCUUACGUGUCAGGGACCAUCUCCACCAAGAGUUCUGCUCCAGGCAUCAUUGUUGCCACAGGAAAUAUUGGGGCAGAGCUGUCGUACAACAACGUGGGCAUGUUUGUAUCCUCGGAUGCUGGCAACAGCUGGAGACCGAUUUUUGAAGAAGAGCACAAUAUCUGGUUUCUGGACAGAGGAGGGGCCAUUGUGGCGGUGAAACAGCCAUCUGUGCCAACAAGACAUCUGUGGGUCAGCUUUGACGAAGGGAGCCACUGGACUCAACACAGCUUCUCCUCGGUGCCGCUGUUUGUGGACGGAGUAUUGGUGGAGGCUGGCGCUGAGAACCAAAUAAUGACCUUUUUUGGACAUUUCAGCCACCGCUCUGAGUGGCAGCUCAUCAAGAUAGACUACAAGUCCAUCUUCAGCAGGAAGUGCACGGAGAAAGACUACCACACGUGGCACCUACACAACCAGGGCGAGCCGUGUGUGAUGGGUCAGAAGCAGAUUUACAUGAAACGCCAGCCGGGACACUACUGCAUGCUGGGAAAGGACUACUCCAGGAUCGUCUCGGCCGAAUCCUGCAUUUGCCGAGCUCAUGACUUUGAAUGUGAUUAUGGAUACGAGCGACGGAGCGACGGGAACUGCCGGCCGGCCUUCUGGUUCAAUCCUUCCUCUGUGUCCAGAAGCUGCAGCCAGGGUCAGAACUACUUCAACAGCACAGGGUACCGUAAAGUGGUGUUGAACAACUGCACCAAGGGCGUUAAAGAGAUGUACACGGCGAGGAAGCAGCAGUGCCCCAACAGGUCGCCCAAAGGACUCACCCUGACCACCAAAGAUGGCAAACUCACCGCCAACAUGGGCAGCAACGUCACCUUCGUCGUGCACCUGGAUGAGGGAGACUCUUUGAGGACAAACAUCCAGCUGGAUUUCGGCGAUGGCACGGCGGUCUCCUAUUCCAACCUGAGCUGGACCGAGGAGGGGAUCAAACACGUCUACAAGUCAGCGGGGAUAUUCCGAGUCACUGCGCUGGCAGAGAACACGCUGGGCUCAGACACCACGACGUUAUUCCUGCACGUCACAUGUCCAGUGGAGCACGUCCAGCUUCUUGCUCCCUUCGUGGUUAUCAGAAACAAGGAGGUGAACAUCACAGCGGUGGUCCUGCCCAGCCAAUCACGCACUGUCACCUACUUCUGGUGGCUUGGCAACAGCACAGAGCCGGUGAUAACCUUGGAUGGAAGUAUCUCAUACACCUUCAGGAGUGAAGGAAUGCACACCAUCACAGUUCAAGUAGCAUCCGCUAACACCAUCCUUCAGGACACCAAGACCAUAGCCGUCCAAGAAUUCUUCAAGUCUCUGCUUUUAUCUUUCUCCCCGAACUUGGACGAGUUCAACCCCGACAUACCCGAGUGGAGGCAGGAUGUGGGCAGAGUAAUUAAGAAGGCUCUGCUACAAGUGUCUGACUUCCCAGAGGAGCAGCUGUUAGUGGCUGUUUUCCCAGGAGUUCCCACAGCUGCAGAGCUCUUCCUGUUACCCAACAAGAACCAAUCCGAGGGGAAGAAAAAGAGCGAGGAAGAGCUAGAAAAGGCGUCCAGCAUCAUCGUAAGCGCCCUGAAUCAAAACCUUGUGGAGUUUGAGCUGAAGCCUGGCGUCAGAGUCAUCGUCUACAACACGCAGCUAACGCUCGCCCCGUUGGUGGACUCCAGUCCCAGACACAGCAGCUCGGCGAUGCUCAUGCUCCUCUCUGUGGUGUUCCUGGGCCUGGCUGUGUUCCUGAUCUACAAAUUUAAGAGAAAAAUACCUUGGAUCAACAUAUACGCUGAGGUGAACCAGGAGAAGGAGCAGGAGAUGAUUGGCUCGGUUGGUCAAGGCGAUGGCACGCCGAAAAUCACUCUGAGUGAGUUCACAGCAUCCAAAGAGCUCAUGGAGAAGGAACUGGAUGCCCGGGUCAAGAGAGGGGUCGGAAACGCCUGCGAGAGCACAAGGGAGAUUCCAAACUGCACCAGUGUGUGAAAGCUGACGUUUGUGUACAGAGCGAGGUAUCACAGUGUCCGCGGUUCCUCUCUAUUUCUGUUUUGUAAUUAUGGAGACGACUGAUGUUAAUAGUUUUUCUAAAAAGCCUCAUUUAUACAGACUUGCAUUGAUGUGUCGUCGGGCCACAUCCAAUGCAGCGAUGGGAUCUCUGUAACUAAUGACGAGACUUUUUGGUUUUGUGGACGUAAACGCUGCAUUCAUUUGCUGAGGGAAAUAUCUUUUUGUGGAUGUACGUUUCCUGAGAAGUUUGCUUUGAAAAUCAUUUCUGCCUAAAUGUAGACUAUAAUGUCCAAGUCUUCAAUCAAACAGGGAAUAUUACUGAAAUGUAUAAUAUUAACUUUUGUUCUGUUAUAUGUAAAUAUCCUUCCUUUCUACAUGCUCGUAGUCUCAUGGCGACGAUGUAAGAUCUGACGACGGUUGGUUUUUGAAGGUGUGUUUAAAAAGUAAGACAUUACUUAAAAAGAAACAUUUUGCUUUGCUGACGUCCUUGACUUGUGCAUGUUCCUACUGAGGACACAGUUUCUGUGUUGUAGAUAAGCAAGUGCUGUAUAUAGUUAUUUUCUAAACAUUCGUCAAACAAGCCCAGUCGGCUCUGGCCAGGUUCUGUUCUGCCUUCGUCCUCUUCAGUUACUGUUGGCUAAAACGGACCUUGUUGAAACGGGUCGACCUGUUAAUGUUCAGCCACGAUUAACAGAUUCAACAAAACCAGACGGAUCUACACUGGGAGGGUCGUGUAUGAUAUAUUUAUAUUUUCAGUAGAAAUAUACCCGAGAUAAGCAGACAUUUUAACUAGUUCAGUGUCUUUGAACCAAACAUCAAUAGCUUCUGGCAUCAUUAAGUUACGUUUAGCCUCUGAUUGAACACAACUGAGAUCAUAUUGCAGCGAACAGUUCACAGUAUUUUAGGGCGACGGUUGGAGAAAAUGGUUUAAAAUUAAAUAGAUAUUCAGUCAGAAAGUAUGUGUUUCCUAAACUUUUCAGCUUAUAACCCCACAAAUAACAGUGGGAGAAACGUACGACCCAGACUGUCCGGCAUUUCUACUAUAACAAUUUAUCAGGCCAACGACAAAAACAGCAGCGAUUGUUCUUUCUCGAUUUAUUUCACCCGAGUUUUAGGGUCCGGCAAAGGAAAAGAAACCUGAGGAGGAAGGAAGUUUUGUUUGCUUCAUACCCAUUUUAAGAUGAAUCUCAAAAUGACAAAAAUAUGUUGACUUGAUUAGAAACAAAUGUUGAAAAAGAAACUCAACAAUGAAGACAAAAUGUUAAGAAUAAAGUUUCUAUGUUAGGAUUAGAGCGUAACUACUAAACCAAACCAAUACUGGCUAUGCUUUAUGUAAAUGGGAUCAUACCUGUGUACUUUAGAAAAGGAUUUAAUAAACUAACUAUCUCCUUUAGCAAAUAAACAUCAUGUAUGCUCUUAGCAUGUAGGCCGUCCUAAUGCAUAGCAAACCUGUUAAUUCAAAACAUUCUAGUUUGUUCUCAGUAUUUUAACUUUGUUUGCCUGAUAGAAUGUGGACUUUUUUCUCAACAUUUUGACUUUAUUCUUGAAAUUAUAUUUUAACUUUAAUCUCAAUAUUUUAACAUUAUUCUGAAAUUAAAAAGGAAAAAGUGUUCGAAAAACACCAAACACUUGUUAUUUUCCCUCCAAAUGACACUAAUUAUCCUUUGUAAUUUAUAAUUGUAUAAAGUGCUGUUUAUAUAUCUCCUACAAUUGGACUCUAAUGGCCGGUUCUAUUUCAAAAUCAUAUGUUUGAUGGUUCAAUGCUGAAACCGACUCCCAUUUAAAAGCUGACAGAUCUAAAAUCUUAUUUCAUCCAUUAAAUUAUAACUUCAGUCUAGAGAAGAAAUUAAACACAGUUCUAGUUUCUUAAAGAAGUUACGUUAUGAUUCCUGUUCCAGUCAUCGGCACACAUUUGAUAGAUAUUUAUAGUUUCACCAGAUGUCCCUAAAUCAUCUGUCCUGCUCCUUUAAAAAUAAAUAACUCUCUUACUAAAAACUACAGACUAUAAAACUCUUUGAUGACCAUGUCCCGUCCCCCCAAAAAAAAUAACUCCUGCAGGUACAGUUGAAGAAAAUAGAAAGUACACCUGUUUUUAUUUAUUUAAGUUUUAAAAUAUCAGAACAUAUUUUUUAGUGUCAGUGUACAACAGUUAGUGAAAAGGUACACCACAGGAUAGUAUAUUUGAAUAAUUUUAGAAUAAUUAAACAUUCUAAAGGUGUACUUUCUUCUUACUUUGGCUAUACUCUGUCAAAUUCUCUUCUUUUAUAAAAAUGAAA
Molecule: messenger RNA, 6136 nt
Organism: Fundulus heteroclitus (mummichog)
Lineage: Eukaryota; Metazoa; Chordata; Actinopteri; Cyprinodontiformes; Fundulidae
Gene: sorcs3a
Product: sortilin related VPS10 domain containing receptor 3
Cellular component (GO): membrane
Molecular function (GO): protein binding
Source: RefSeq, a predicted model, not a curated record